Molecule: messenger RNA, 2287 nt
Organism: Folsomia candida
Lineage: Eukaryota; Metazoa; Arthropoda; Collembola; Entomobryomorpha; Isotomidae
Product: ammonium transporter 1
Exons: 19
Coding region: 542-1996 (484 amino acids)
Biological process (GO): ammonium transmembrane transport
Cellular component (GO): plasma membrane
Molecular function (GO): ammonium channel activity
Source: RefSeq, a predicted model, not a curated record
CCAGGUAUUUCCAUCACAAGUUUUUGUAAUAGAAAUAGUCUUGGGUGACACUGAACUCAAAAACGGCAGUGCUUUUCAUAAUGUUAUUGUUACUCCAAAAACUAGUGCUACGCGGAUAAUGAGUAGAAACUGACCAUCAAAUGAAGCUACGAAUAAAUACACUUUUGUGGUAAAUCGUCUAGCCAUUCCAAGAAGAAGAACCCACAUCAGUUAUCACAUAGUAAUCUGUGUAUUGUAGGUGCAUGCAGUUUGAGCUGUAGUAGAGCAAGUGGCAUUUUCAUAAAUUCAGUGGCUGAGAAACAUUUUAUUUUCACUUGUGAGCUAUUUGAGGCAAGCACAUGCAUGAAAGAAUCCGAGGCAGUAAUUGGGAAAAGUCGUAAUCUACACCGUAAUUUCCUUUAAUACCCUUCAAUUCGAGACAAAAUUGCCAGUUAUUGCAACAGUUUUACUGGGCACCUAAGACAUUGGGACACGUUGGGGCAAUAGCCGUCCACCUUUCGGAGAAAAAAACACCGUCGCCAAUUAAGUGACCGCCGUCAUUAUGGAGCAUUCGACAAAUGACACUACUUCGGGUGGAGCACCGCAUCACAACUACAAUCCUGGCGAUACUGGAUUCGUACUCGCGUCCACGGCACUGGUCUGGUUGAUGAUUCCAGGAGUGGGAUAUUUUUACUCUGGGAUGGCACGGUCCAAAAGCGCCUUGUCUCUUAUCAUGCUGAGCUGUUGGUCCAUUGCUGUUGUCUCAGUGCAGUGGUUCCUGUUUGGAUUUUCUCUCACUUUUAGCAAGACCGGGUCCUUUUUUGUGGGGAAUUUCGACCAUGCACUUCUCAACGACGUUUACAACGAGCCGAACGUGGUGAAUAAUGCGAUACCAGAUUUAGCAUUUUGCAUUUAUCAAGGAAUGUUUGCAGCGAUAACGCCGGCCUUGGCUAUUGGUGCUGCUGCGGAGCGAGGAAGAUUUUUACCGACGACAAUUUUCAUAUUUUUAUGGACUUCAUGCGUAUACGAUGUGUUAGCAUACUGGACCUGGAACCAAAACGGCUGGGGCGCAAAAAUGGGUGGUCUCGACUUUGCUGGGGGAACGCCAGUGCAUGUGUCGAGUGGCGCUGCGGCUCUGGCGUACGCGGUGAUUUUGGGUCAUCGCGAGAGGGCUCAUGAAAAAGAAGAGUUCAAACCGCAUAACAUGUCGAAUGUCUUUCUGGGGACGGCUUUCCUUUGGUUUGGUUGGUUCGGUUUCAACGGUGGCUCAGCACUGCAACCAAAUAUUCAAGCAGUGAUGGCCUGCUUUGUGACGAACUUGUCUGCAUGUGUAGGAGGUAUCACCUGGGUCCUGCUGGACUACAGGCAUGAGAAAAAGUAUUCUGCUCUCGGAUUUUGUGCUGGAGCCGUUGCUGGAUUAGUGUGCAUAACUCCUGCCUGUGGAUACGUUGGACCUGGAAGCAGCAUCGCAUUCGGAGUGUGUGGCGCUAUGGCAUGCAACUUGGCCUUAAAUUUCAAGCGGUUCUUGCCUUACGAUGACGCUCUCGAUGUUUUUGCUGUGCACGGCGUGGGUGGGAUUGUAGGAAACCUUUUGACUGGCAUAUUUGCACAAAAGAGCUACGCAUUCGACACCAUCGAAGGUGGUUUCCUUGAUGGGCACUACAUGCAAAUUGUACACCAGUUGGCGGAUACUGCUGCCGGACUUGCAUGGAGCUUCGUAGUGACUUUCAUAAUCUUGUGGAUUAUGAACAAAAUCCCCGGACUUAGCCUCCGCGUUGACAUUGAGGUGGAAAGGGCUGGCCUUGACCAAGCAGAACAUGGGAUUAGUUGUUACGAGCAUGUGGAGGAUGUCAAAGGGAUGAGUCAAAGCAGUCAGAUUCAGUUUGGGAACAUCCAAUUUGGAAUGGGCUCCAACAAUGGGAAUCAUCAAAAUGCUCAGUACAAUUACAAAAGCGGGGUCGUCAGCGUUGGCCUUCACAAUACGAAUGCAUUUCAGGUGGAACAGUCAAGAUUAUAGAUUAAUUUCACCAAGAUUACUUACGAGUUAAGACUUUUAUCAUUUUUUCAUCAAUUAAUAUAAUAUUUUAUCCAUUUUAUUUUAAUUAAAAGUUUUAUUUCACUUUAUAAAUCGUGCGUACACAUAAGCAUUACAUGUAUUAUUUUUAUGAUAGACAAGAAGAUUAAAAUUUUAUCAUGUAACAUUCACAAGAAAAUGAGGCAGUUUUAGGAGAAAAAAUAAUUGAAGCGCAAAUAAAUAUUUGAGAAGUGUAGCAAAUAAAGAGCUUUCUGAUGCAUUAGUAAAUGAUUA